AUGGACGUUAAAUUUAUAUACUCAACGCCAAAUCCUCGGUCAGUUUCCACAAGAGCAAGCACACGUAGAUCUCCACAAUGAACCAGUUCUCCUAUAACGAAUUUAUCACCUCCAGAAGGGAUCCAUUUUAAGGACAGCUUAGAAACCAGCAAAGAAAUUACUCCUAUGGAUAGUGACAGCAAAAAAGCAGAAGCUGCUUCUGCUCAUAUCGCAACAGAAAGUGAUUAUGGAGAAAUUGAUAAUUUCGAGAAAAAGAUUAAAGAAGCAUUUGAUAUAAUUAAAAAAGCAAAAAAUAAUAGAAACAAUGUGGAAUAUACACAUAAAACAUCAGAAGAAACUGUCAUCUCCUAUUUGGAACUUGUUGAAGGAGCUUCAAAGUCACUUGUAGAGCUUUCAGAUCAGCUUAAAGACGUUGCUGAUCACCUUACUAAACAAAUGGAUUUCCUGACUGAUGAAAUACAAACAGCAGUAGUCCCAGGCUACUAUCGAAGAAACGCUUACCCUCAUCCAUGGCGUCUCAGAAAAAAUCGCUCCCUUAAUUAA
This is a messenger RNA of Blepharisma stoltei, 543 nucleotides long. Lineage: Eukaryota; Ciliophora; Heterotrichea; Heterotrichida; Blepharismidae. The record is from the annotation of a GenBank genome assembly.